CUCUCUCUCAACUUGCAUUACUACCACCAUCAAGCAGAACAUUUACACGAAGCACUCACGACACAAUGGUAUCUACAACGAAGCUACUACCAGCCAUCGCCCUGAUGUUGUCAACGGUUGUCUCGGCGCAGGUUGUCUUGAAGAAGUGCUACUGUUCGGUCCAGGACCUCAGCCCAAACGCUCCUCCAUUUGAGCAGCGGGUGAAUGUCCAAUGGACCGCACAGGCUUGUGUGGACCAAGGUUAUAUGGAUGGCAACGCGUGCAUCGUUGCUGCCGACCCGGUUAGAGAGGACCAUUUCCAAGAUGACUGCUUAGAACUUCCCGGCCUCUCGACCACAGGCUGCAUUUAGUUGGUGAACAGGCGGGAGGGUUUAGAAGUACUGUUGGAGGAGGGACGCGGGAUGGGUUUCUGGACAAAGGCAGGUUCGUGGCACUGCAUGCCUUUAUCAGUAUACCGGUUAGGAAACGAAGCAAAGGAAUGAUUCUCGGUU
This is a messenger RNA of Colletotrichum destructivum, 491 nucleotides long. RefSeq lists its product as uncharacterized. The transcript has 4 exons. Bases 66 to 350 code for a protein of 94 amino acids. Lineage: Eukaryota; Fungi; Ascomycota; Sordariomycetes; Glomerellales; Glomerellaceae. The record is from RefSeq and is a predicted model, not a curated record.